AUUAAGUACACGGGCUUCAGGGACCGGCCCCACGAGGAGCGCCAGGCGCGCUUCCAGAACGCCUGCCGCGACGGCCGCUCGGAAAUCGCUUUUGUGGCCACAGGAACCAAUCUGUCUCUCCAGUUUUUUCCGGCCAGCUGGCAGGGAGAACAGCGACAAACACCUAGCCGGGAGUAUGUCGACUUAGAAAGAGAAGCAGGCAAGGUAUAUUUGAAGGCUCCCAUGAUUCUGAAUGGAGUCUGUGUUAUCUGGAAAGGCUGGAUUGAUCUCCAGAGACUGGAUGGUAUGGGCUGCCUGGAGUUUGAUGAGGAGCGAGCCCAGCAGGAGGAUGCAUUAGCACAACAGGCCUUUGAAGAGGCUCGGAGAAGGACACGUGAGUUUGAAGAUAGAGACAGGUCUCACCGGGAGGAAAUGGAGGUGAGAGUUUCACAGCUGCUGGCAGUAACUGGCAAGAAGACAACAAGACCCUAGUCCCGGUUCCAAUUUAGGUGGUGGUGAUGACCUCAAACUUCGUUAAUUAGCACAGCAGAUGUGUCGCCCAUCUUUACAUACACAUUGCUUCUAAUUGGCAGAAAUAAUCAAUUAAAAGACCAGAAACUGUGAUAACUGGAGGUACUACGGUCUAUUUCUCAAACCUAAGCAGUAACAGACAUCACAAACUGCCACAGUUUUGCACUAUGAUUAUAAUACCUGCAUUUCUAAUUUUUUAAGCAUGUAAGCCAGUAAUAAUUUGAAUUUUUUUUCUAUGCAAGCUUACCUUGUUGGCAUUAUUUUACUAAGUUGAAACGAUCCAAUUGUGAAGCUCUUUUUUCCUCCAUUAUAAUUUAAAAGUUCAUGUCAUUUUAAACACAUCAAGAAAUUAAAAUUUAUAACGGAAUUUUCUUCUCUUAUCAUUUUUGUACUUUUAGAUAUGUUGGUUAUACAGCUUUGUUUUAAAUAGGUAUUAUUGCUUUUGUUUUCUCUAUUUCCUUUUGUGUUUUUAUCAUCUACAGCAUUUUAAAACUGCUGAUGUUUUUGCAUUAUUGACAAGCUAAAAACCUAGUAGCAUAGAGCUGUCUACCACAGCCUUCUAACACAAAGUUUACAGUUGUUAAAGUUGCGGUAUCCUUUUAAAUGCUAGUAAUCACUCCCUUAUUUUCCUUUUUAAACAUAAACAUUUUUAAUUAGUAUUAUUUCUGUAAUCUGCCCAGAUCUGUUUUAGAGUAUGUUCCAUAAUCAGUUUAGGUGGAGAUAUUCUCCAAAGACGAUAAUAUUCUACUGAAAUGCCUAAAGAAGUCACAAGCUGGCUUCUGUUUUAUUCAGGGAUUUUUUUAAAAAGUCAAUCAGAAAAGGGAUACUGGAGCUUCUUCAUGUAUGUAACAGCAUAUUAAACUGGAGACAGUGAUGAAUCAGCUACAAAGGUAAUACUGUAUUAAAAUCAUGUUUAAGAUAGCUGCUUUUACGUGUCUUUUAUAUCGCAUGCUUUUGUAAAAAUAAUGCUGGAUAACGAAAGAUUAGUCUUAGAGAGAAAAUGUUCAUCUGUGCAGAGGAUACAUUUUCUUCCAUUAAUUAUUCUGGAAAAAACAUUCACAGUUAUAUAUGGUAUCUUGCAAAAGGAGUAUUAAUAGAACCUUUUGAGAUGAAUUAGUGUAGGAAUAUUUUUUAAAUAGGUUCACUGUCAAAUUGAGUGUAACUUUUUGUUUUUAAAUACAAGACUGGAAAAAGUGCUAAGUCAUUUGGCACCUCCUUACAAAUAUUUUUCAUGGUCACAUUCAUUAAAUGUUACUACAUUUCUGAAUUUUUGCAAAAAAUGUAUUUUAUCAUAAUAGAAUGGCAUUAUUUUAGAAAGUUUGAAAAACUGACAGUCAAUUCUGAAAAUGAACUGAAGUCUGAAUAAGGUCAUUGCAUUCAAAAAGUAUCUAAGUAUACUUGAUUGAUGAGGGAUAUGUGACUUUCAUUGUACAUAAGUCUUAUAAUUCAUAAACAGAUAUCCUGUAUCUGAGAAUAAAAAUAUUUGUUAUAUAUUUAAAUCAUGCAUGGUAAGGAGUGUUUAAAUCAUUUUAAACAGUAAUGCGUCAUGACACCAUGCUGAUCUUGUGUAACUGAGUACUAUGAAUGAAUUUGGUUGAUAUUUGGUAUUGUGCAGCUCACAUGUUUACACACUUGGUGCCCUAAUUUCCCCUGAGGGAAUGGCCUUUUAAGUGAUCCUUACAGUGGUGUUUUAAGGUUACUUUAUCACAGAGCUUCUUGGUGUUUGACUUCUGCACUUAACAUUUUUUUUAAGAACAUGAUAAUGGAACAUUUUUCUCUGUUGCUUCUGGCUAAGGGCUUUUAGUCCACCAGUAUAUAAGAUAAAAUGUUAUUAAAUGUUUCUGUUACCAUCUUUCUGUAAAUACUGAAUAUUUCCUGUCAUUUAGCACUGUGCUGCUUCUGUCUGUCUUAAUGCUGGCAUUAAGAUCAUGAGUCCUUUUUCUCCAGUAAUGCAGGCUUUGAAAACUACUUUUAUUAAGUUAUUGAUGCAGUUUGAUCAUUUUUCUUAAUCUAUAUUUAAACAGAAUUACAUCAUUGCAUCAUCUUUUCUAAAUUCAUCUCCAUUAAAACUUUGCCUUAAGCUACCAGGUUGCUUAUGCCACCAUUAGCCAUACUGUGUGUUUGUAUGUUUAAUUUACUUUCGCAAUAAACUUCUGUGUAGUGAAAA
This is a messenger RNA of Tupaia belangeri chinensis (Chinese tree shrew), 2677 nucleotides long. It is a transcript of the gene CBFB, whose product is annotated as core-binding factor subunit beta. Gene Ontology annotation, biological process: regulation of transcription by RNA polymerase II. Lineage: Eukaryota; Metazoa; Chordata; Mammalia; Scandentia; Tupaiidae. The record is from RefSeq and is a predicted model, not a curated record. Gene Ontology annotation, cellular component: nucleus; core-binding factor complex. Gene Ontology annotation, molecular function: sequence-specific DNA binding; transcription coactivator activity.